ACUUCAGCGACUUCAGGCGGACGGCAAUCAUAUGCUCAUCCCGCAAUCCUGGCCACGCACACAAACACACACUCCCAUAAAGCAUAGAAGCACAGCCUGUCGCAAUGUCACUCGACCACUCCUUCCAACAUCUGCAGUCCCUGCUCUCCACGGGCGCUCAAGACCCAACCGCCCUCAUCCAAACCCUAUCCGCACUAGCGCCGCAAGAUGACGCCGCUCGCGACGACUUUGCAGAGCACACGGCCCUGAUCGACUUGCUUGCCGGCCUUUUGACGGACGUAACGAGUGGUGAUGUGGGGGUAAGGACGACGAUUGCGAAUGUCUUUGCGGAGGCUGCUAAGAGUGAGUCAGCGAGAGACCCAAUCGCAGAAGCCGGCGCCAUCCCAGCCCUGAUCGCCCAACUCAAACUGGGCCACUCUACAACAAGCAGCGACGCAGACAACCUCGUCAUCCAAAGUCUCAGAGCUCUCGCAAACCUCUGCUAUGACCACGACAUCAACCGCGAAAAGGUCUUAGAGACACCGAACGGCAUUGCCGAGAUCGCUUCCUACCUCACAUCUCCCAAAAUCGCACUGCUGACGACGGCCAGUGGCGCACUGACGAAUAUCAGCAUGGACAAUGAACCCGUGCAGGUGGAGAUCCUGAAAGCGGGUGUUCUCAAUGUCUUGCUUCAGAUCCUGACCAGGCAUCUGGACCACCCGGCUACGGACGACAACCCGGACGUCAUCAAAAUGAGCAUCGCGGCGAUCCGGCUGAUCAGCAAUCUGUCGGAAAGCGACCGGGGUGUGAAUGAACUGCUAGCAACCGACGGGCUUUCGAUUCUCCUGAAGUUGCUUCGGUACAAGCACAACGUGAUCCUGCAACCCUCCGUGACGUCAACCCACCUACAGGACGCACUAGAAGCCCUGGACGCACUCACGACCGUCCUCGAAGCCAUCAGCGAGAACGACGCCGUGCAGCGGGCCAUCGUGUCUCGCGACCUGUUUGAAAACCUACUCGACUUCGUUGACCACCGCCCCACCAAACCGCGCGCGGAGUUCGACGAGGAGGCUUGGCAGACGUACGCUGACGUGCGGAAGACGGUCUCGCGGAUAGCUACCCUGGUCUCCAUGAACGACGCCAACAUGUUUGACAUUCCCCAGAAAAGCAACAUCAUGAAGCAGCUGACGGAGUGGAUGGCCCAUGGGUCCGGCAGCCAUCUGAGUUGGGCGGAGGAGGACGAGAUCCGCAUGUCCGGGGCGUUGACGAUCGGGAACCUGGCUCGGAGCGAUACCACCUGUGUCGAUCUGGUCGAGCGACACGGCGUCGUUCCCCCCAUGCUCGCCCUCCUUGAGUUGGAAACGCAGCGGACGAAGAACGCGGGUGCGGAAAUGAAGGGCAUCAUCAAAGUCCUGCACGCGGUCAUUGGUGCCCUCAAGAACCUGUCCCUCGCAAGCGCCAAUCGCGCCCGGCUCGGCGACCUAGGCGUUAUACAGAAGAUCUCGGACACCCUCGAGAUGCCGAAAUGCAAACCCGUGCAUUACCUCGCCGUCGGGGUCCUCAAGAACCUGUGCGCUGGCAGCAACGACGCGAAUGUGUACCGCAUUGUCACGGGGCAGGAACCGCCUAAAGACGCCGCGUCCUCAUCCCUGGUCUCAUGGCCGGCCACCCCCGCCGGCCAAAAAACACCCCUGAACAAGAUCAUCAACCUGAUCUGGAACGCAACCGGCGACAACGACACGGGCAUCCGAAACGAAGGCGGCCGUCUCCUCGUCAACCUCGUCCGCGCCAUCCACCGCGCCGGCCCCUCACCCCUCCUCAACACCCUCAUCAAAGCCCGCUGCAUCGUCCCCCUCAUCCAGAUCGUCACCGGCGCCCUGCUCACAAAAGCCCGCGCAUCAGAAGCAGAGAGCGGUCCGUCGAAUACGGAGGAAGAAGACGACCACCACGUCCAUUUCGACGCGACACCCGUCGAGGGGCAGGUCUUCCCAAUGGUCCAGAACGAGGGCGUCGUGGCGCUCAUCCUCCUCGCCGACGCCAGCCCGGACUCCAUCACGGCCAUCAGCAAAUACCACGCCUCGAUCGUCCCCACCGUCGUCAAGAUCCUCACCAGCGGCCUGGAGACCGGGGACGGCGGUGCAGGUGGUGGUGUGGAAGCGGCGGACCCGACGACGAACCCGGCGGACCCGGCCUACACGUACGCGGACGAGUCAAAGACGAACGUGUGUGUGCUCCUGCAGGCGCUCGCACGCACCAACGACGAGUUCAGAGACCGCCUCCUGGCCGCGGGUAUCAAGCCCGUCCUGGACGCACUCCGGAAACAGGCACCCGAAACGGCGUCGGCCCCAGCACAGCAGGAACGGCCGUUGGAACCCCCACCGGCGACAACAGGCGCCCUGCUCGGCCGAUCUAUCACCAAAUCGGCCCGCCAGCUCUCCGACAACGCCAUCAGUAAACGCGAGCUGACGACCGCGUUUGGAACGGAGGAGAAGGCGCCUGGGUAUGUGAGCGGGGUCGCGUUGCCCGGCGCGGCCGCGGCGCUGUUGAUGGUGUUGUGAUGAAUACCCGUGUCCUCGCAAAAAUCUCUGUGUAGACCUUGUCGCCCCCCCACCUUGUACUGUAACGUCCGUCCCCCGUGAAUUGUUCUGUACCCUCAGUCUUUUAAUCUGCCCUUCUCGGAACACCCCUUUCAAACCUACCUUACGUUCGCGUUCUGCGGCGUUUUCGUGGCGUCCCCGGAACUGAAACCAUGUGUUCUGUUAGUUGGAAUCCUGUGUAUAUACACAGUAUAUACCCAGUAUAUACCAUGAUAGAACAAAUAUCUCCGGCACAAAAGGAAACUUUUGACAUUUUUUCUUUUACGCCAAUACGUGUCACAUGUACGAGACGAAAACGAUGAAGAAGAAGAAGUCGGGCGAAG
Messenger RNA from Fimicolochytrium jonesii, 2899 nucleotides. RefSeq names its product armadillo-type protein. Lineage: Eukaryota; Fungi; Chytridiomycota; Chytridiomycetes; Spizellomycetales; Powellomycetaceae. Gene Ontology annotation, cellular component: cytosol. The transcript has 2 exons. Bases 105 to 2537 code for a protein of 810 amino acids. The record is from RefSeq and is a predicted model, not a curated record. Gene Ontology annotation, biological process: positive regulation of GTPase activity. Gene Ontology annotation, molecular function: guanyl-nucleotide exchange factor activity; protein binding.